Synchiropus splendidus (mandarinfish) is the source of this 4966-nucleotide messenger RNA. It is a transcript of the gene yeats2, whose product is annotated as YEATS domain containing 2. Gene Ontology annotation, molecular function: histone binding. Lineage: Eukaryota; Metazoa; Chordata; Actinopteri; Syngnathiformes; Callionymidae. Bases 164 to 4378 code for a protein of 1404 amino acids. The record is from RefSeq and is a predicted model, not a curated record. The transcript has 30 exons. Gene Ontology annotation, biological process: regulation of transcription by RNA polymerase II; chromatin remodeling. Gene Ontology annotation, cellular component: NuA4 histone acetyltransferase complex.
CAAUGCUAACUGCUACAUACCUUCCUAGCUUACUAUCCGUCUCCACAUUUAGCAGUUUAUCAAACACGCUGUUAAAGUCAAAACGUGUAAUGUCACGGACGCAAGUGUAAACACAUUCAGACGCGCGCUUCUUUACGAAACGACCAGGCGCUUCACAGCUACCAUGUCAGGAGUGAAAAGGAAAAUAGAAGGCAACGACCCCGACUAUGAAGACGUCUCUCUGAUUCACAGCAGCAAGAGAAACAAAGCUGUGGAGUGUAGUGCACGGAAUGCAACGGUACAGAAGAUUGAGGCCAUCAUCACUGAGCAGUUUUCUUUGGAGAUGAGGAACAAAGAGCAUGAGAUAGAUGUGAUCAGCCAGCGUCUCAAUGAAGCCAGGAGGAUGAUGGACAAACUGAGGGCGUGUAUCGUCGCAAAUUACUAUGCCAACGCUGGGAUGACAAAGCUCCAGGAGGGCUCCAAGAGUGACCCAGGAGUGCUCAACCACCCCGCCAUCCGACGCUUCCUGGAGUCUCCAUCGCGCUCUUCCUCCCCUCUCAACCAGGGCUCUGAGACGCCAUCUUUGAUUCAGUCCGAGUCCGAGUCUCUGUCUCAGCAUGGAGACGGAACAGACAAGGAAACGGAGGCAGCUUGGAAAGAGGACAGUAGCAGGCAGGAACGCAGACCUGGACGCAACACGGGGAAGGACACAUUUGGCGUGCCAUUAGUUAUGGGAAAUGAACAGCGAGUGACCUAUCACACCACUGGAGAUGAGGCAUCAAGACUGUAUGCAAAGAAGACCAUCGUGGUGGGAAACGUGUCCAAAUACAUCCCUCCAGACAAACGUGAAGAGAACGACCAGUCCACACACAAGUGGAUGGUCUACGUCAGAGGCUCCAGAAGGGAACCGAGCAUCGACCACUUUGUGAAGAAAGUCUGGUUCUUUUUGCAUCCGAGCUACAAACCCAAUGACCUCGUGGAAGUGAGCGAGCCUCCCUUUCAUUUGACACGGCGUGGUUGGGGCGAGUUUCCUGUGAGGAUCCAGAUCCACUUCAAAGACCCUCGCAACAAACGUAUUGACAUUAUUCACCAGCUGAAGCUGGACAGGACAUACACUGGGCUGCAGACACUAGGUGCAGAGACUGUGGUAGAUGUUGAACUCCAUCGGGAUUCACUUGGGGAGGACUUCAUCCCUCAGCCCUCUUCUUCAAAGGUGACUCGGAGAGCAGAUAGCCCAGUGACGUCUGCGUCGCAGGCUUCAAGUCAUGGAUGCCCAACUUCGCCAGUUAAAGAGGAAUCCAGAGUAGACAAAGAUAUCAUUAAAGCAGAAAGUGGGAAGUCUGUAGGGGCUCACGGCAAUGGUCUUGCCCCAGGUGAAGUCACCCCAACCCCAAGCAAACCCAAAUCAAGUGAGAGGGUCACGCUGGGAUCCAACGGCAACUCUGCCUUCCAGCCCAUCACCACAAGCUGUAAGAUUAUUCCUCAGUCACAGACACCAAGCCCUGCUGAGUCGCCCGGGAAGUCAUUCCAACCAAUCACAAUGAGCUGUAAAAUAGUUUCAGGUUCCCCGAUAUCGACCCCGAGUCAUUCACCGUUGCCACGCACGUCUUCCUCCUCCACUCCUGUCCAAACCAAGCAGAAUUCCUCCGUUCUCAACAACCCGUAUAUCAUUGUGGACAAGCCAGGUCCUGUUAUUAGCAUGGCCUCUUCGUCCACCACGUCUACAGGAAGCCCUUCAGCCAAGCAGUCUGCAGCUCAGGGCACUCGAUCUCCAGCCCCUAAAGUUCACACUGGCACCUUGCUCUCUUCUGGAAUGAAGGUUAUUAUCAAACAAGAACCGGGGGAAGUUUCAUCACAGCAGCAGGCGGUUUCCACGACAACUAGCCAACAGCAGCCUGCUGCAACUGCAGCCCAUCAGUAUGUCACGGUGAAGGGAGGUCACAUGAUCUCCAUGUCGGCUCAGAAGCAGGCAGGAGGCGCUUCGGGCAAGAUGUUUGGCAUCCCUGUCAGCUCCACGCUUCAGUCUGCCGUCAAACAAGUAGCCAUCAGCAGUGGACAGCUUCUGGUGGCCAAGGGCAGCCCGUCUGUCUCCAAGGUGGUGGGUGGGAAACAGGUUUUGGCUCAGGGAGUCGCAAAAGCCAUAGUCAGUGGGGUUGGAGGCCUUUCUACUCAACAGGCGGCUGCCAAGGGAGCUGGUAGUUCCACCGGCAAAAGUGGAGUGAUGGCAACUCUUCAGCUGCCAGCUAACAACCUAGCUAAUUUGGCUAAUUUGCCCCCGGGGACCAAGCUCUACCUGACCACCAACAGCAAGAACCCCUCAGGGAAGGGCAAGCUGCUUCUCAUUCCUCAGGGAGCCAUCCUCCGAGCGUCCAGCGCAGGUCAGCAGUCUCAGAGUGGCUCAUCAGCAGGCACUGGAGGAACUCAGACUUCCUCUUCUUCAGGCAGCCUGCCAUCCAACCUCUCCUACACGUCAUAUAUCCUCAAACAGACCCCACAGGGCACGUUUCUUGUUGGCCAGCCAUCACAGGGCUCUGGGAAACAGGCCGGAUCCAGUGUGGCGACCUCCUCUCCUGCUACUGGUACUCAGCAGGCCAUCCGGGUCACAGCUGGGCAGAAGGCGGCAAUCCUGGCUCAGGUGGUGGGCGGAGCCCAAGGUGCGCAGGUGAAGCUGUCCGAUGGUUCUGUCAAGAUGGUUGCUGCUGGAACAGCGGGCCACUUGUCCAAGCCAGGGACCACCACGCUGAGGGUGACUACAUCUUCCUCUGGCUCCGUGAUCGCAGCACCUGCCACCAGCAAGCCGCAGGCUGCUGACAGCGGAAAGUCUUCUCAGCAUCACUCACUGCUGGUUGCAGCCAACCAAGCCGCAGUGAUCAACGCAGCCAAAAGUGCCAGUGCUUCUGCGGGCAGCAGCAUAUCCAAGACCACCGUGGCCACUCUGGUGAAAGGAGCCGCGACGCUGUCGAGAAGCGCAGCAGGUGCCACUGCUGCAGCAUCCCAAACAGCCAAAGGCGUCGCCAAUAUGCCCGCUGUCGCCACAUCGAAGUUGCAAGGAGCAGCUUCUGGACUCCCUAAAAACAGCGGCACAUCAGCGGUCACGGCAGCUGGAGCAGGAAAGACCAGCGCGACUCUCUCAGGUAUGCUGAAGAUCCACUCUGGAGGGUCCAGCUCCCAACAGACGGUCUUGACCAUCCCUGCCAACCAGCUCAAGCAGCUCGGGGUGGGCGCAGGUUCUGCAGGGCUGCAGACUAUCCUGAUGCCUGUGGGGAAAGUGGUGUCUAAAGGUCCUGUGCCCAGCUCUCCUUCCCUCCCCUCCCCCACCACCUCCACCCCUGGUGCUGCAGGAGCCUCCCCUGGUCCCGUCAGCCACGCUCCUCCCUCUCUUGCCCUUCCUCUGGCCCAAGUCAAGACCGAGCCAUGUGCCGGCACAGCUGUCACGGCCGCACCAUCACCUCCGGUCACCUCCCCCGUCCCCACAUCUGCCCAAGUGGCCACCGCUGUCAAGCAGGAACAAGGGGCAGAUCAUUCCACGCACGACUUCAUCAACACCGAGCACAUCGAGACCAUGAUGCAGCUGCUGACAGCUGUGGUGAAGCACUUCCCACUCAUCGUGCCAGAGAAAACGGAAGACUCUCAUCCCUUCUGCGCCGCGUCGAUGGAACAAUAUUAUUCCUGGAAUAUUGGAAAGCGCCGAGCCUCAGAGCUCCAGCGGGCGGUGGCGGUCAAACGUGUCAUCCAGGACGUGUUGGACCACUCCCCGCGCCUGCAGGCUCUCACGCCGCCCAAGACCAGAGAAGUGGUGCAGUGGUGCCGGCAGAGGGGGUACACACCACCCGACCCUGAACCCCAGCGCAGGCCCGACGACGAGUCCAUGGAGGACAUCCUCACGCAGAUCGACAAUGAGCCCGAGUGUCCGUCCACGCUGAGCUGCCCGGACGAGCUGCUGCUGCGGCUGGAGCAGAUGCAGGCGCUGCUGAAGACCGAGCCGGAGGAAGGGGACGACGAAAUAGUGGACAUCGUCACUGUGACUCCCCCGUGCCAGAAGCUGAAGGUCAAAGAGGAGGAGCCAGAGACAGACACCGAGCCCAAGUUCUACAUGGGCCCGUGCACGUCGGGCCAGUACGUCAGUGAAGCGGCCCAGCAGAUCGGGAUCAACAUCCAGCCCGUGGAGGUGGAGAAGAAUCUCUUUGCUCCUGUGAUAGAAGCCAUGAUACUGAAGGCCACUGAGCAGUUCGCCAGCGACGUCCUGAGAGAGUCUUUAGCCGGCGCCUUCGCCAAGUCACCGCAGAACAGAGCUCCAAAAGAGAUCACAGCCAUGAACAUCCACGAGGCCAUCUGCAGCAUCCCCACGUGUGACUUCCUCACCAACACUCACAUGGGAUACCAGGAGAAGGACGACUGAGACGGGCGACAUGAAGCUGACUGAGGAAGCGAGCGGUUCCUCCACGGCCUGUCCAGGCGCGUUCCUCUGACCAGCCUGAAUUUCAGUGUCACACUGUCCAACUCUGACCAGCGAAGGAGUUUGACGCGAAGAAUAUCUGUACCUGUAUGUGUACAAGUCAAGCUGCCUCUUAUUUAAACAUCAUCACCAUGGCAACCAAGGAUCAGCGCUUUAUUCACCCAACAGCUUUUUAACAUGGCACCAUUGAAGAUUUUUAACAGUUUUUAAAGGUCAUUUGUGCUGGAAUUCCUGGAAACCACCUUGUCUUAGAUCACACGGACAAUCUUCAGUCCCAUUUUUAAAUUUCCCCCCGAACCGAACCCGCUGGAUCAUGGCUUCUUUGUCAAGUGUCAAAGGAAUGUGAUGAGUGCGACCAACGUGUGUGGGAACUAAGAUGCGCGUGUUUGUUCAUGUCCGGUCGAAGGAAUUUGGGUGUGUAUGGUUAGCAAAUAUUGUAUUUUCAAUUUCAGUGCAAACCAAAAAUAUAAAAAAAUGAAUAUUCUUGUAAUAAACAGAGAAAAUAUUCUCCUGUCUCAACUCUUGUUUCUU